Messenger RNA from Salvelinus namaycush (lake trout), 904 nucleotides. Its product is annotated as protein krueppel-like. Gene Ontology annotation, biological process: central nervous system development; regulation of transcription by RNA polymerase II. The record is from RefSeq and is a predicted model, not a curated record. Gene Ontology annotation, cellular component: nucleus. The transcript is spliced from 2 exons. Gene Ontology annotation, molecular function: DNA-binding transcription factor activity, RNA polymerase II-specific; RNA polymerase II cis-regulatory region sequence-specific DNA binding. Bases 199 to 636 code for a protein of 145 amino acids. NCBI's taxonomy places the organism in Eukaryota, Metazoa, Chordata, Actinopteri, Salmoniformes, Salmonidae.
AGCCCUUCCUCCCUCCCGGAGUCCUCGUGUCGUGCUUCUCCCGGUAGCGCCUCACUGCUGGGUAUAAAGAGGUUGUCUGUGCUGCUGGUGGACUGCAGGAAAACAACGGGGCUGAGUGGAACUGUGAGAGGAGGAGGAGAGAAGAAAGGAUCAGAUUUGACACAUCAAAGAGGAAAACCAAACUUCGAGGAACCAAAGAUGUCCAAACCAGCAAGACGACACCUCUGCUCCCAAUGUGGAAAGAGUUUUAACCAGUUAGGAAGCCUGAAAGCUCAUGAGCGAAUACACACAGGGGAGUUGCCUUACCACUGCUCCCAGUGUGGAACUAGGUUUACCAAAUUAGGAAGCCUGAAAAGACAUGAGAGGAUACACACAGGAGCGAAGCCACACCAUUGCGCCCAGUGUGGAAAGAGUUUUAACAAGUUAGGAAACAUGAAAUCUCAUGAGCGAAUACACACAGGGGAGAAGCCUUACCGCUGCUCCCACUGCGGAAAGCGUUUUAACCAUUCAGAAAAGCUGAAAGAACACAUGAGACUGCACACAGGGGAGAACCCUUGCAAAUGCUCAGACUGUGGGAAGACAUAUUACUCAUCACGGUCACUUAAACGUCAUGUGAGAAUCCACACGGGAGAAUAAUUACUUCUCCUCGUGUGUAAAUUCAUGUUUCACAUCACAUUGACUUAAAAUUCAUUAGAGAACAUACACAGUGCUCCAAUUUAUAUUGUUGACUGAGAAUGUGUUUACUUGUUUUUACCAUAUUGAAUUGUACAAAGUAGUCUUAAACAUAUAUUUGUAUGUUUUUACGAGAAAACAUGAAGUGAAUAUGGAGUCUGUCAGUUUGAAUAUAGAGUAGAUCAGAUUCCAUGUGUUUAAAUGGUCCUUUUUUAAACUCUGACUGUGUGUG